Messenger RNA from Dama dama (fallow deer), 5196 nucleotides. RefSeq names its product zinc finger protein 536 (gene ZNF536). Gene Ontology annotation, molecular function: DNA-binding transcription factor activity, RNA polymerase II-specific; RNA polymerase II cis-regulatory region sequence-specific DNA binding. The transcript is spliced from 7 exons. The record is from RefSeq and is a predicted model, not a curated record. NCBI's taxonomy places the organism in Eukaryota, Metazoa, Chordata, Mammalia, Artiodactyla, Cervidae. Gene Ontology annotation, biological process: regulation of DNA-templated transcription. Gene Ontology annotation, cellular component: nucleus. The coding region runs from base 335 to 4471 and encodes 1378 amino acids.
AGCAGGGCGCCCGUCCCCCCUCAGCCCCGGAAAAUGAUCAAGUCAAUCAUGUGGACAUGUUUCAUUAUUCAUUGAACACAAUCUUUUACAACGCUCCGUUUACGUGCCCGAGUUUGCUCCCGACACCCGCGUUUCAGUGUUUAAGUUCCUGAACCACCACGGCUUUAAGAGUAUCCACCCGCCACGAGGCAGCUCCGUUGCUUUCAGACUCGCCUGGGAACUGGGACGCCCCUCUGGCAAUCUGUCAGUGCCUGGAUCAGCUGCAUCCUUUCUGGGGUAUUUUCUCACCAGACUGACAGUCCUUAAGACAAGUAUGCAGUUAAGCUGCUAAGGGAUGGAAGAAGCCAGUCUGUGCCUUGGAGUGUCCUCAGCGGCACCGGAAGCAGAGCCCCAUCUGAGCGGCCCCGUCCUCAACGGCCAGUAUGCCAUGAGUCAGAAGUUGCACCAGAUCACCUCCCAGCUCAGCCAUGCUUUCCCCGAGCUACAUCCGCGGCCCAACCCCGAGGAGAAGACCCCUGCGCCUCUCGACGAGAAGGCCCACGUGCCCAUGAGUGGUCAGCCCAUGGGCAGUCAGAUGGCGCUCCUGGCCAACCAGCUGGGCCGGGACGUGGACACCAGCCUCAACGGGAGGGUGGAUCUGCAGCAGUUCCUCAACGGUCAGAACCUGGGCAUCAUGUCCCAGAUGAGCGACAUCGAGGACGACGCCCGCAAAAACCGGAAGUACCCGUGCCCGCUCUGCGGCAAGCGCUUCCGCUUCAACAGCAUCCUCUCCCUGCACAUGCGCACUCACACCGGCGAGAAGCCCUUCAAGUGCCCGUACUGCGACCACCGGGCGGCGCAGAAAGGGAACCUCAAGAUCCACCUGCGGACCCACAAGCUGGGCAACCUGGGGAAGGGGCGCGGGCGGGUGCGCGAGGAGAACCGCCUGCUGCACGAGCUGGAGGAGAGGGCCAUCUUGCGGGACAAGCAGAUGAAGAGCAGCCUGCUGCAGCCCCGGCCCGACCUGAAGCCCCUGGCGCAUGCCCAGCAGGCCCCGCUGGCCGCCUGCAACCUGGCCCUGCCCACCAACCACAGCGUGCCGGACGUGGCCAACCCGGUGCCCUCGCCCAAGCCGGCCAGCGUACAAGAGGACGCGGUGGCGCCCGCCGCUGGCUUCCGCUGCACCUUCUGCAAGGGCAAGUUCAAGAAGCGGGAGGAGCUGGACCGCCACAUCCGCAUCUUGCACAAGCCCUACAAGUGCACGCUGUGUGACUUCGCCGCCUCGCAGGAGGAGGAGCUCAUAAGCCACGUGGAGAAGGCCCACAUCACGGCCGAGUCGGCCCAGGGCCAGGGCCCCAAUGGCGGCGGGGAGCAGUCGGCCAACGAGUUCCGGUGCGAGGUGUGCGGGCAGGUGUUCAGCCAGGCGUGGUUCCUGAAGGGCCACAUGCGGAAGCACAAGGACUCCUUCGAGCACUGCUGCCAGAUCUGCGGCCGGCGCUUCAAAGAGCCCUGGUUCCUGAAGAACCACAUGAAGGUCCACCUCAACAAGCUGUCCGUGAAGAACAAGUCCCCCAGCGACCCCGAGGUGCCUGUGCCCAUGGGCGGCAUGUCCCAGGAGGCCCAUGCCAACCUGUACUCCAGGUAUCUCUCCUGCCUGCAGAGCGGCUUCAUGGCCGCAGACAAAGCCAGCCUGAGCGAGCCUAGCCAGCUCUACGGCAAAGGCGAGCUGCCCCUGAAGGAGAAGGAGAUGGUGGGGAAGCUUCUGACCCCCAUCUCCAGCAUGGCCCACGGUGUCCCCGAGGGUGACAAGCACUCCCUCCUGGGAUGCCUCAACCUGGUGCCACCGCUGAAAUCCAGCUGCAUCGAGCGGUUGCAGGCGGCCGCCAAAGCUGCCGAGAUGGACCCCGUGAACAGCUACCAGGCUUGGCAGCUCAUGGCCAGGGGCAUGGCCAUGGAACACGGCUUCUUGUCUAAAGAGCACCAGCUCCAGCGCAACCACGAAGACACUUUGGCAAACGCCGGAGUUCUGUUUGAUAAGGAGAAGCGGGAGUACGUGUUAGUGGGAGCAGAUGGCUCCAAGCAGAAAAUGCCUGCUGAUUUGGUUCACAGCACUAAAGUGGGCAAUCAGAGAGACCUGCCAAAUAAGCUCGACCCUUUAGAAGGCAGUCGGGAUUUUUUGUCACACGGGCUCAACCAGGCUCUCGAGUAUAACCUGCAGGGUCCCGGGAGCCUGAAGGACAAGCCGACCGAGUGCCCGGACUGCGGCCGAGUGUUCCGCACCUACCACCAGGUGGUCGUGCACUCCCGGGUCCACAAGAGGGACCGCAAGGGUGACGAGGACGGGCUGCACGGGGGCCCCGACGAGCGGCGUGGCUCGGGCAGCGACCAGGAGUCCCAGUCGGUGAGCCGCUCCACCACGCCCGGCUCCUCCAACGUCACCGAGGAGAGCGGGGUCGGAGGCGGGCUCUCGCAGACCGGGAGCGCCCAGGAGGACAGCCCGCACCCCUCCUCGCCGUCCUCCUCAGACAUUGGCGAGGAGGCUGGGAGAUCGGCCGGCGUCCAGCAGCCCGCACUACUUCGUGACAGGAGCCUAGGAUCGGCCAUGAAGGACUGCCCGUACUGCGGGAAAACCUUCCGGACAUCCCAUCACCUAAAGGUCCACCUGAGGAUACACACAGGUGAGAAACCCUACAAGUGUCCCCACUGUGAUUAUGCCGGUACCCAAUCAGCUUCCUUAAAAUACCACCUAGAACGGCACCACCGGGAGCGGCAGAAUGGAGCUGGGCCACUGUCUGGGCAGCCCCCGAACCAAGACCACAGGGACGAGCUGUCCAACAAAGCCGCUUUGUUUAUCAGGCCAGACAUCCUGAGGGGCGCCUUUAAGGGGCUCCCCGGAAUCGACUUCAGAGGUGGCCCUGCGUCUCAGCAGUGGACGUCAGGAGCGCUCUCGUCCGGAGAUCACACAGGACAGGCCAGUGGCAUGUCUUCUGAGGCUCCUUCAGACACCCUGAAAGGCACUGACCUUCCUUCCAAAAGCACCCACUUCUCUGAAAUCGGGAGAGCUUAUCAAAGUAUCGUGAACAACGGUGUGAAUUUCCAAGGGUCCUUGCAAGCGUUCAUGGACAGCUUUGUCCUAAGCUCCUUGAAGAAGGAGAAGGACUUGAAGGACAAAGCCCUCUCUGACCCUCCUUCCAUGAAGGUCCACGGGGCGGACAGCGGCGAGGAGAAGGUGGGCAGCAAGGUGGCCCCCAGGAAGUCUGAGAAGUCUCAGUAUGAGCCCCUGGACUUGUCCGUGCGGCCGGACGCUGCCUCCCUCCCGGGCUCCUCGGUGACUGUGCAAGAUAGCAUUGCGUGGCACGGCUGCUUGUUUUGUGCUUUUACAACGUCCUCUAUGGAGCUGAUGGCUCUUCAUCUCCAGGCCAACCACCUGGGCAAAGCGAAACGCAAAGAUAACGCUAUCGGGGUGACAGUCAAUUGCAAAGACCAAGCCCGGGAGGCCAGUAAAGUGGCCUUGCUGCCCUCGGUACAAUCAAACAAAGAGAUGGCGCUUUCCACCAUGAUGGGACCUCUAGACUCGGCUUCCGAGAAGAUGGCCCAAGGACAGGUCAAAGAGACUCUGGGGGAGCAGAAGAGCGGCCCGUGGCCCAGCCACGUGGACCCCUCGUUCUGUAGCUUCCCAUCAGACUUCUACAAGCAGUUCGGUGUUUACCCAGGCCUGCUGGGCUCAGGGGCCGCCAGCUCCUGCCCCAACAGGGAGCCCGACGGGAAGGCCCACUCCGAAGAUGACGCCCCGAUCCUGAUCCCCGAAACCACAAAUAAGAACACUACUGAUGACCUCUCGGACAUCGCCUCCUCAGAGGACAUGGACUCCUCCAAGGGAGAAAACAACGAGGAAGAGGAUAUUGACACAGAGCCGGAGGUGAUGAGCAAGCCGCCUGCCCUGAGCAAGGACGGGGGCAGCGACAGCGGGGAUGGCCUGCUGCCCACGGGCACCCCACAGCCUGUCCAGGGACUGGUCUCCCCUCUGCCCCAGGCGUCGGAGAAGCAGUGGCAUAGCCCGGGCCUUCUUCCAGCCCAGGACCCCACUGCGGGCCUGCCCAAGCCAGAGCGGGGGCCCCAGGGCCUGGAGAAGCCGAUGAACGUGCUGUCGGUCCUCAGGGCCUAUAGCUCUGAUGGCUUAGCAGCCUUUAACGGACUUGCAAGUAGCACAGCAAAUUCUGGAUGUAUCAAGAGGCCAGACUUGUGUGGUCACAGGCCUUUCCAGUGUCGCUACUGUCCCUACAGUGCCUCUCAGAAGGGAAAUCUGAAGACCCACGUCCUCUGUGUCCAUCGCAUGCCUUUUGACAACAGCCAAUACCCCGACCGCAGGUUCAAGCGCUCCAGAGUCGACUCAGAGGCUUCUGGGAAUUUCGAAGACCCCGCAGCUGUCAAGGCGGGGAGCUCAGCAGAGUUAACGGAGGAAGGCAGCAAGGCCCAGGAGGAGCGCAACUGAGCCAACCAAUUCGGAGAUUGCAAUAUUAUUUUACACAGUUUUCAGAUUAUGCAUCUGGUAAAAGAGUUUGCUAACUGCAUUCCAAGGGGAAAAAUCAUGUACAACCCCCACUAGUGUAUAGAACAUUUAAAAAUUUUAAAAAGAUAUCUAUAUAUAUAUUAAAAAAAAAAAAUCCCCAGCCCUUGAAAAUGGCUGCUAAACUGUUACCCGGCAACAAGUACUUCCAAACAAUGCAGGUGGGAGAAAAGGGAUUUCAGAAAUGCUUGGUGUCCUCCGAGCUCAAGAAAGCUGGGGGGCCCUUCCAACGCUAGAGUCGCCUAUGUCCAAAAAUCAAGCUCUUAACUGCAAAACGAUGCCAUCUAAAUGAUUUAGUGUUGCCUUGAAGAUGGAGGGGCUGUGUUUUCAUUGUUGAAAACACCUCUAUAAUCUGACACCAGCUGCUGUCAUCUGCCUCGCACCCUAAUGGGAUGUGUUGGGAGGCAGUCGCGGUGCCAGUCAGACUGGAGCGGUCACUGCAGAGAAAAUCAAUUCACGUGGUGUCGUAACUGCACUCUUGGAGAAAUCUUAGCCGGCCCGCAGCCAGCGCCAGGGCAGACCAGCUCUGCAGAGGCUUGCCAUCUUCAAUGUGCAUUUUAAAAAAAUCCACAGCCAAAUGAAUCAAUGGUCAGGAAGUGUCUGCAGACAAAUGUCCAUUGCAGGUUUGAUGAGUAAUUCCUUUUUUUAGA